Meloidogyne enterolobii is the source of this 744-nucleotide messenger RNA. The record is from the annotation of a GenBank genome assembly. Lineage: Eukaryota; Metazoa; Nematoda; Chromadorea; Rhabditida; Meloidogynidae.
AUGACUAUUUUUCUCCAAAUAAAUCCUCAAAAAAUUAAAGAGGAAUGGAAUGAUGAAGUUGUUAAUGAAGAAUUUGGAGAGAUUGAAGGAAGAGAAGAAGACUGGCAAUCUUCUUCCUCCAUUUUUCUUCCAAGGGUUUAUUCUAACGAUGCAAAAAUGGCAGCCAUAUUACUCUGUGAUGUUUUAGGUGUCCUUUGUAUUCUUCUAAAUGCUUUUGUAAUUAUUGCAUUAAUUCGAAAUCGUCGAAGAGUUUUAGUUAAUGUUUUUUAUGUUAUGGUACUUCAUUGUGCUAUUGUUGAUUUAAUUCGUGGCGGAUGUUUAAUUGCUUGGGGAAUGCCACAUUUAUUAAUAAAUCAAGUAACAUUAGUAAUAUUACGUUCAUGUAAUUUAUUAACAAUAUUUAAUUUACUUGUUUUUACAACAAAUGAAUUUAUUGUAAUUAAAUAUCCCUUGCAUUAUAGAAGAUAUUUUAGAAGAAGAAUUGUUUUAUUUAUUCUUGCAUUUUGUUGGCUAAUAAGUUUACUUUUUGGUAUUGGGUCUAUAUUUUCUAAUUUUUUUGAUUCUGCCCAUUCUUUGAUGGUUAGAAAAGAAAGUAUUUUACAAGAAAAAUUUGAGGAGGAAAAUGAGAAAGAAUUUAUUUUAAAUAAUCAAACAAUAUCUUCCUCUUUAUUUGUUCAUCAAAAAGAUUUUACUAGAAGACAAACUGGAGGAUUGUCUAUUAAUGUUUUGAGUAAUACAGUAUAA